This is a messenger RNA of Ceraceosorus guamensis, 485 nucleotides long. RefSeq lists its product as hypothetical. The transcript has a single exon. The record is from RefSeq and is a predicted model, not a curated record. NCBI's taxonomy places the organism in Eukaryota, Fungi, Basidiomycota, Exobasidiomycetes, Ceraceosorales, Ceraceosoraceae. The coding region runs from base 43 to 423 and encodes 126 amino acids.
CGGCUCGGGGCAAAAGAUGCUUUAUGCAGCUCUUGAACCAUCAUGCAUGCACCGCGUGCAGCUUGCCUCACCACUUCGCUGCUGCUGCUGCUGUACACCGACAUCCAUUCACUGAGGCCAGCCCCGCAACCCGUCAAAAGACCUCCGCACACAGAAAGUUCCGCCUUGCCCGCCCAACGCAGACCCAAACGCCAUGCCGCACGCUCCCCGACGAUCACCCAGCAGCUACGGAACGACCGCGUGGGGCUUGCAGCAAAACAACAGCAAAAGCCUGUGCUCGGUGGACUCGCCGGCAGCGAUCCUGAGUGCGCACCCAAACAUCUCAUCAGCGGCUUCUUCCCCCUUCAUUGUGAUCAAGUCUCCUAUAGCUGUUCUGGCCAAGAUCCGCGACUGGACCAAGCGUACGUCAUAAACAAAGUGUGAAACCACCGUGCUGAGACUUGUCUCGCAACCCAAAUCGAAGCCCAGCCGCAUGCUAUUCGGUC